AUGUGCCUGGGGGAUCAGGGCCACCGCAAGCUCGUGGCUGACCCCGGGAAGGUGGAGCGCAUGGGGGUGUUUGGGCCGCACAGUGACGAUGCGCCCACCCUCUCUCGGCUAAAUCUCAGCACGGACGACCUGCUGCUGCUGCACUACCGCGAGCUCGGCUUCGUGAGCGACCUGCACGUGUGCAAUGAGACGGUGCACGUGCGCGACAGCGUCGGGUGGUGGCACAACACCACCGUGUACCCGAGAUCCGUGUGGCAACAGCAGCAGAAGGUCCGCUGCAACUUCACGCUCAGCGGGGUGAGUGCAUAA
Messenger RNA from Closterium sp. Naga37s-1, 309 nucleotides. The record is from the annotation of a GenBank genome assembly. Lineage: Eukaryota; Viridiplantae; Streptophyta; Zygnematophyceae; Desmidiales; Closteriaceae.